Mytilus californianus (California mussel) is the source of this 6252-nucleotide messenger RNA. RefSeq lists its product as uncharacterized. The record is from RefSeq and is a predicted model, not a curated record. Bases 212 to 2197 code for a protein of 661 amino acids. Lineage: Eukaryota; Metazoa; Mollusca; Bivalvia; Mytilida; Mytilidae. The transcript has 3 exons.
CAUUAGGAGAAUGGACCAUAAGUCUCAUUGUGCUGUAUAAACAUCUGAAAACCAAAGUGUCAGUUAUGGUUUUGGCGUGGUCUCAUUUUUUGAAAAUGGUGGAGAGGCUUGGUCAUCCCAUGUAAUGUUCAACGAGAUUGAAUUUAAAUUGAUCUAUCCAUGGUCUUGUAACAUGAAUAUCUUCCUUCAAGGUGUUUGAAAGAGUUUAAUAAUGGGGAACAAACACACGACAUCAAAGAAGGAUGUGGAAUUUCCUGGUGAAAUAAGAGGAAGGAGCAGAUCCUUUACAGGAUUUUCUUCAAAAUUUCGUCGGAAAAGUAAGAGUCCAACACGAGAACGCAGCUCAUCUGUUUCAGAGCAACGUCCAAAAAGAGGAAGCUUAAAGUCUAGUCAAAAUAGUGAUACUUAUUCUGGUCAGAAUGGUCAUUCAAAAUUGUCAAAAACUAAUUCACUGCCUAUGGACGGUACGAGUAAACCUGUUACUCUUAAUUGGAAUAAAAAGUCUGCCAAGGAGGACAAAAAUGAUUCCUCCAAUUCAAUAUCUACCUCAGCUCCUUCUAGAUCUCGGUAUAUGCCUCAUCAUCAUAAUUCAUCAACAAUCACAUUUUUGGAGGGGAAGGAUACACUUGGGCGGGACACAAUUCGUAAAAGUUUUACACAACAAGAGAUGGAGGAAUCCCCAAAGUCUACAGCAAAAAGGAUGAGGCAACUCACCAAUGUUAUAUAUGGAGAUAAAUUAGCUAAUCUUUCUCUACGCAGAGGACUUGCAAUACAAAAUCGUGACAUGUCUUUGUCACAAGCAAGCCUGUCAAAGAUCUCGAUGAAGUCUAGGUCACUUCAUAGUCUGCUGUCAACAGAUUAUGAGAAUGAUGAAUUUGAGGACAAUAUUUGUGUUUGCUCAAAUGAAAAAAGUCCAAAACAACAGGAUUUUUCCCAAAGUAAUGAUUUCUAUUUUAUGCGACCAAGGACAGGAUCUGCUCCAGCAAGUGAAUUUACACAAAAAGGAAAAAUUGCUAUGGGAGCAGGUGACCAUCAGAGAAGAAAAAUAUCUCAUCAAAUGCCGUUAGAAAGUACUCCUAAAGAAGUAGUUAGAAAUGCAGGAUCAUAUGAGAAGGUUAAUCGUAGGUCUCCUGAAGAGGUUAUUCAAGCCAGAAGAAUGCUUGUAUUUAGAGCUCUGAAAACAGAAGAUGGGGUUGUUUCCCCUGAUGAUUCUAAAAUACAAAAUAAAAUUGCAAAUAAUGGAGGUCAUGUAUCACCAAUGAAGAAUCUAAGAAAUGUAGGUGUUGGACAAAAAUCUCCCACAAAGGAAUGGGUUAAUUCAGCAGAAUAUUUUAAACAAGACUCACACAAUCAUGCCAUGCAUGGCAACAGACUAGAGUCACCUAAUUCUUUUGUGUGUAGCAAUAGCUCAGAUAGUGGCUCAGCACCAAGCAAUGACUUGAUUUAUUAUGCUGCAUCUCAAAGUGAAAACUAUAAACUUAAUUCUGGAAGCAAAUUAGUGGCAGGAAGAAGCUCCGAUGCUUUAUUUGAUAACAGAUCUGUCUCAGCUGGCAAUAGAUCAAGGUCACCAGUAAAAAGGUCAUCCUCACCAAUUAAUAAUGAACAAAGAGCAAUAUAUUCACAAAUUGUUUGUACCCAAAAUUUGAAGAAGUUGCCUGUUAAGGAGGAUCAAAAUCCUAGAACUCUAGAAAAGAACAGAAAUCCAAAAACACCAACCAAAAAUGUACUGCCAAAUAUUGAUGAAUACAAAGUUUUAAGUUCAAAUGUAUCUAAAGGUGACCGCUGGGGAUCUUAUGAAACUUUAACAAGAAAAGCAAAAAAUAAUGAUGAAUUUAUUAAUCAAGAAUAUUAUCUUAUGAGAGAGAGGAGUCAUAGCUUCUCUUUGUCUUCACCUAAGCCAGGUUUUCGAAAAGAGAAGAGGAUUGAAAAAUCUUUUUAUGAUGAUGUGUGCAUUUCGCCAAUAAUGGACUAUGAACAGUCUCCAAGAUUACGUACAAGAAGCAAUAGUUGGUCAGUUCUCCAUGAAAAGCAUAACAUAUCUCCGAGGUCAAAGGGUCAGCAAUCCAUGAAUAGAUUAUGGAGUUACAGUGUGACAUCACUAUCUGACAUGAGUUCAGAACUUUCUGGAAAUUACUCACAACGCUUUCUUGAUGACAGAUUUAAUGGAGAGGGUGUUGUAGGAUGUGGGAUACAUUGACAUGUUACUCACACACAGUACUUCUAGUACCAAUCAGUCUAUAUGCAACAUUCCUGAAGGCAACACAAAGGGUCAGUCUUGCAUCCAAUCCAGCAAACUUUGUCCAGUGCUUGGCAAUGGGGUGGAAUUUAAACCCAAUUAUUUACAUGAUGAAGAUCACAGAACUGGCAGUUUUAGUUGUAUUUGUCAUUUCAGUUGUCUAGAAGUAUGUUGUUUUUAAUGGGUAAUCAAAUUUGUGUAAAUUAUUAGCUUUUCCUGAAAUAUUAAAAUGCUUUGUAUCUACAGUAAUAUAACAAAAUUUUGAAUGAAAAAGAUCGUCACUGUUAGCCUCAUCCCCUGUUCAGUGGAGCUGAAAAGAUAUAGAGAUCUCCCACUUUGUAGAUCCAAAAAGUAAUAACUCACAAAUAUGAAUUAAGUCACCAUCAAACAUAUAGUUCAGUGCUAGGUCAUUAUAUGAGCGAGAAAUAACAUAUUUCAAAGAAGAUUUGUCUUCAAGUUAUAUAGGUCAAGGUCAUCACAUACCAUCAGGCAAAAAACUUUUUGGUACUAUAUAGAUUUUAGUUUAUCUAAUCAUCUGUUAGCAUUGUAGGCAAAACUUGUUAGAUUACAAGGGAAGCCUAUCUUUGCUUUGACCUCUCUCUUUUUGCCCCCUGUGCAACACGUUGCGGGGGACAUAGAAAUACCAGGUGUCCGUCCGUCCAGUCUUGUUAGCGCCCUCACGUGUACAUUUCUCGCCAGAUUUUUAUGAAACUUAUAUCAUAAGACUAUAUCAGCAAUGUCUUGGACGAGUUCGAAAAUCAGUGCUGAUCAAUUAUUUUUAAAAGAGUUAUGCCCCUUGGAAACAUUAGUUAUAUGGAAAAUUGCAUCGUUAGUGCUCUCAUGUGUACAAUUCUUGCCAGAAUUUUUUGAAACUUAAAUUAUAGAUUUAUAUCAGCAAUGCCUUUGACGAAUUCGAAAAUUAGUGCUGAUCAGAAAUUUUUAAAAGAGUUAUGCCCCUUGGAAAAAUUAAUUAUAUGUAAAAUUGCCUUAUGAUCGUCUUAUGUGUACAAUUCUUGCCAGACGUUAGUGCCGAUCAAUUAUUUUUGAAAGAGUUGUGCCCUUGGAAAUAUUGAUUAUAUGGAAAAUUGCAUAGUUAGAGCUCUCAUGUGUUCAAUUCUUGCCAGAAUUUUAUGAAACUUAUAUCAUAGAUUUAUAUCAGCAAUGUCUUUGACACUUUCAAAAAAUAAGUUCUGAUCAAAUAUUUUUAACGAGUUAUGCCCCUUGGAAAUAUUAAUUAUAAUGGAAAUUACAUUGCAUUUGCUCUGAAGCCUUCAUUUCUCUAAGAUAUUAAUAAAAAGUUUUAAAGAACCAAAAAAAGUGCUUUUUUUAGUUAUUGCCCUUGUACCUUGGAUAGAUAAAAUAUGUGCAACAUGGGGGACAUUGGCACUCUGUUCUUUCAUUUCUUUUUUGAUAAGAGUGCUUAUAGUUUGGAUGUACAAAAUUUAUGUAAAGAAGUUUCUGAUUCCUGCAGGAAUUAUGUCACAUAUAUAUAACAAUCACAUAUUUAUAGAACAUGUGGACUCCCUUUACCUCAAUCUUGCACAUAAAAAAAGCUGUUUUUACCUUCUGUUUUUGAGAUUUGCAAGAAAUCAAGAUUGGAUAUAUGUAGAAAUAUCAAGUGUAAAUUCAUAUUUUGACGAGUGAGAUUGGUUUCGGACACUGUUUAGGUUUUCUAAUAAAACAUAAAAAAGAAGAUAAAGAAAUGUUUGCUACAGUUAUUGUGGAAAAGGGGCAGAUUGUUUUUACAACAAAAACACAAAAUUAGAUACACCCUUGGUACCUGUGAAACACAUGUAACAAAAAAAGGAUUAUUAAAAAAAUUUGAUCCUGCUUGAGAUUACAACUGUAUUGUGUUUUUGUUAAAAAUUUCUAACAAUAAUGGUAAACAUUUGGAAUGAGCCUGAGGUCAACAUGAACUAAAAUGAUAGUAAAGUUCUCACUUUGCACUACCAGUAGUUAAUAUGAGGUUUAUACUUUAUAGAGCACUUAUAAUGAUAUGUAGACUGAAGGUUGAAUUCUGCAUUGAAUUUUUGCUCCUAUUUUUCAAAAGGUGGAUUUAAAUCUUUAAAACUUCUUUGCCUGCUCAUACAUUUGAUUCAGAAUCUAAAACUUGUCUUAAUUACAUAUAAUUCAAUAACUUUGUCAAAUGUUUAUUGUUUUUUCUUAAAUUUAUGGAAGCCACUAUAUUAAAAGUAAGAAAAUAUUUUCAAUGACUACACUAAAUUUUGAAUAUUUUUCCUGAUUAAUAAUGGUUACUACAAACUUACUUCUGUGCAUCACUUUAAAACGUGGUAAUGUGGCUAUAGUUUUUAGAUUAUGCUGUAGUCACAUGCUGAUACUACGGGUCCAUGCAACCCUUUUGAAUUUUAUUAUCUUUUCUGGCCAAUAGGGUCAUCUGGGCUAUUGCCAUCACUUUCUGUCUGUCAGUCUUGGGUAAAAUUUACACAUUUUCAGCUCUGGAAACUUGGACCAAAAAUAACCAACUCGCGAGAAUUCCUGAUUGUUAAGAAAAGCGCUUAGUGGAGCGAGGCAAAUAAUUGUUUGGACAAUGCAAUGCUUAAAAAUUAUUAUACAUUUUCAAAUCAAAAGGGGGAUGGGUGCAUAGGCCUCUAUACGCCCCUGAAUUUAUCACUAGGGGGACUCUCUGUUCAGUCUUGAAUUGAAAACCAUCAUUAUUUUAUUCUCUGAGCUAUUUUGCCAUUCAUUUAUUUAUUUGUGUGAAUGUUUUCAUCUGAAGUCACCGGAGCAGUUUUACACCAAAUUAGGUUAUAAUCACUCUUAAGAUGUUAAGAUUUUAACUAUCACUAUAGAUUAUACACAAGUAUUGGCUAUUUCAUGUUUCUAUACUAGAAAAGAAAGGAUUGGGGUAUCAAUCCAUGACACAGAGUCUGUACAUGCACAGCAAAAAAGCACAAAAAGCAAAGGAACAGUGCUUUAUUGCUGUUCUUCAUCUCAAAGUCUGUUUAUUUAGCCUUAAUGAUAGUCCUUUGAUGACCACCUUCCAGAUUUUGGCAAAUGACCUGUUUCAUACAACCAAGAUGAACCUUAUUAACUAGAUAUAUGUUAUGAAAAAAUGUCUGAAUGAUUUGAACUGACCUUGUCUGGAAAAUGCUAUCACAGCUGAAGUUUUCAUUAGUUGUUACCUCCCUUGGACUAUUAGACAGAUUAGAUAUUCACAUAACACUAACUAUUACAUAAACUCCUUCCUGAUUGAUUUAGCUAGUACAUCUUGUACAUUUCAAUGAUACUUAUUUUGAAAAUGUCUAAAUCAUUGCUAUGGUGUAUGGAUACUGGUGUAGAUGAAUUAAGAAUUUAUUAAGAAACUAAGGUUGCAACUCCAUCAGGCAAACUUCAGAUCUUAGAUUAAUUUGGCUAUUAUUUUUAAGUCCUUUUGGGUCAUAUAGCUCUAUGUACAACACAUCCUUGGCUUUUAAUUUUUGGGCUUUGAGUGUUCUUGGUGAAGUUUAUUGAAUUCCAGAAAAGUGCUUUUAAGAUGCAUACAAUUUUUAAAGUGUUAUUUUCAUUUUUUCUUCUUCAUUAACUCAAAUGAGUCUGUGCCCUUUAUCAGUUCAGUGUCCUCACAAGUAGCCAUCAAUAGUAAGGGGGAUAUAAAGACUGAAUUGGUCAGGGUUAAAGUUGUCAUAUAAUUCUCAAUAAAGAUUUCUAUCCUCUGUUUAAUAUUACCAAGAGAGACAACGCUUAUUAUUUGCAAGUCAGAUUUGUUGAAGUUUUCUUGAUUGAUGAACUUAUCAGUUGGAAAGUUUAGUUAAAGAUAAUAAUUGUUUAUUUCAAACUUUUAUUGAAAGGGAAUGUCACAAGGUCAAAAAAAUUUGGAAAGUAAUUCUCUGAACUUCUUCUAUAUAUGCUGGGACAUAAUAUAUUGAUUGACAUGCUCCCAGCAAUAUGCCAGAAUAUUUUUUACACUUGUUUGCAUAGUUCAUUCCUCCUAUUCCCAUUUUUUAUAAAUAUGGUAAGAAAAGUUAAAAUUGUGUGUGGGAAUGGGGGGGGGGGGGGGG